This is a messenger RNA of Echinops telfairi (small Madagascar hedgehog), 5229 nucleotides long. It is a transcript of the gene TRIM24, whose product is annotated as tripartite motif containing 24. The transcript has 20 exons. Gene Ontology annotation, molecular function: protein binding; zinc ion binding. The record is from RefSeq and is a predicted model, not a curated record. Lineage: Eukaryota; Metazoa; Chordata; Mammalia; Afrosoricida; Tenrecidae. Bases 1 to 2958 code for a protein of 985 amino acids.
AUGGCUCCUUCAGAGUUUUUGAAGCAGAGCCGCCAGGGCCCCGACUCGGAGCGCGGCGGCGAGGCGGCCCGGCUCAACCUGUUGGACACUUGCGCCGUGUGCCACCAGAACAUCCAGAGCCGCGCGCCCAAGCUGCUGCCCUGCCUGCACUCCUUCUGCCAGCGCUGCCUGCCCGCGCCGCAGCGCUUCCUCAUGCUGCCCGCGUCCAUGCUCGGCCCGGCCGACACCCCGCCGCCCGCGCCCGCGCCCGCCGCCUCGCCCUUCGCCACGCAAGUUGGAGUCAUUCGUUGUCCAGUGUGCAGCCAAGAAUGUGCUGAGAGACACAUCAUAGAUAAUUUUUUUGUGAAAGACACUACAGAGGUCCCCAGCAGUACAGUAGAAAAGUCCAACCAGGUAUGUACAAGCUGUGAGGACAAUGCGGAGGCAAAUGGCUUUUGUGUGGAGUGUGUGGAGUGGCUCUGCAAGACCUGCAUCAGAGCCCAUCAGAGGGUUAAGUUCACCAAAGACCACACCGUCAGACAGAAAGAGGAGGUAUCUCCGGAGGCUGUUGGUGUGACCAGUCAACGACCAGUGUUUUGUCCUUUUCAUAAAAAGGAGCAGUUGAAGCUUUACUGUGAGACUUGUGACAAACUGACCUGUCGGGAUUGCCAGUUACUAGAACAUAAAGAGCAUAGAUAUCAAUUUAUAGAAGAAGCUUUUCAGAACCAGAAAGUGAUCAUCGAUACACUAAUCACAAAACUAAUGGAAAAAACGAAAUACAUAAAAUUCACAGGAAACCAGAUCCAAAACAGAAUACUUGAAGUAAAUCAGAAUCAGAAGCAGGUGGAGCAGGACAUCAAGGUGGCUAUCUUCACGCUGAUGGUAGAGAUAAAUAAGAAAGGGAAAGCCCUGCUGCACCAGCUAGAGAGUCUUGCCAAGGACCAUCGCAUGAAGCUCAUGCAGCAACAACAGGAAGUGGCUGGGCUUUCUAAGCAGUUAGAACACGUUAUGCAUUUCUCCAAAUGGGCUGUGUCCAGUGGAAGUAGCACCGCCUUGCUGUACAGCAAGCGCCUGAUCACCUACCGGUUACGGCACCUCCUCCGGGCAAGGUGUGAUGCUUCGCCGGCGGCCAACAACACCAUCCAGUUUCACUGUGAUCCUAGUUUCUGGGCUCAGAAUAUCAUCAAUUUAGGUACUUUAGUAAUCGAGGAUAAGGAGAGCCAGCCACAAAUGCCUAAGCAGAGCCCUGCCGUGGAGCCAAGCCCACAGCCACCAGGUGGCUUCUCUUCAAACCAGUUAUCCAAGUUCCCAACACAGAUCAGCCUAGCUCAGUUACGGCUCCAGCACAUGCAGCAACAGCAACCCCCUCCACGCUUGAUCAAUUUUCAGAAUCACAGCCCCAAACCCAAUGGACCAGUCCUUCCUCCCCAUCCUCAACAACUGAGAUACCCUCCGAGCCAGAGUCUCCCUCGGCCAGCAAUAAAGCCAAACCCCCUUCAGAUGGCUUACCUGGCUCAGCAAGCCAUAAAGCAGUGGCAGAUCAGCAGUGGGCAAGCUGCCCCGUCAACUGCCAACAGCACGUCCUCCACCCCCUCCAGCCCCACCAUCACCAGCGCAGCAGGGUACGAUGGCAAGGUGUUCAGCUCCCCUGUGAUUGAUCUGAGUGCGCCAGUGGGAGGGCCUUAUAACCUGCCUUCUCUGCCAGAUAUUGACUGUUCGAGCACCAUCAUGCUUGACAAUAUUGCGAGGAAGGACCACAGCAUAGACCCUGGCCCACCCCGACCCCCUUCCAGUCGGACCGUGCAGUCACCCAACUCCUCAGUGCCCUCCCCAGGCCUGCCAGGGCCUGUCACCAUGACGAGUGUCCACCCCCCAAUACGCUCACCUAGUGCCUCCAGUGUCGGGAGCCGAGGAAGCUCUGGCUCUUCUAGCAAACCAACAGGAGCUGACUCCACACACAAAGUCCCUGUGGUCAUGCUGGAGCCGAUCCGAAUCAAACAAGAAAACAGUGGCCCCCCCGAGAACUACGACUUUCCUGUGGUGAUAGUGAAACAAGAGUCCGACGAGGAGUCCAGGCCUCAAAAUACCACCUACCCCAGGAGCAUCCUCACCUCACUGCUCCUCAAUAGCAGCCAGGGCUCAGCUUCUGAGGAGGGCGCACCAAGGUCCGACGCGCCAGACAGCACAGGAGACCAGCCUGGCCCCCACCAGGAGAACCCCUCCAAUGGGAAGGCCAAGUGGCUGGACACGGCCCAGAAGUCCCCACUCCAUGGAGACCCAAGGAAAGAGGACGACCCCAAUGAGGACUGGUGCGCAGUGUGUCAGAACGGAGGGGAGCUCCUGUGCUGUGAGAAGUGUCCCAAGGUGUUCCACCUCUCCUGCCACGUGCCCACCCUGGCCAAUUUCCCCAGUGGAGAGUGGAUCUGCACUUUCUGCAGAGACUUGUCAAAGCCGGAGGUUGACUACGACUGUGACUCUCCCAGUCCCCACUCGGACAAAAGGAAAAGCGACCUGUUUGGCCGACUGCCUCCCACAGACAAGCGGAAGUGUGAGCGGCUACUUUUAUUUCUUUACUGCCAUGAAAUGAGUCUGGCUUUUCAGGACCCAGUGCCUCUAACUGUGCCCGAUUAUUACAAAAUAAUUAAAAGCCCAAUGGACUUGUCAACCAUCAAGAAAAGGCUCCAAGAGGAUUGCUCCUUGUACACGAAGCCAGAUGACUUUGUCGCCGACUUUCGGUUGAUCUUUCAAAACUGUGCUGAAUUCAAUGAGCCUGAUUCAGAAGUUGCCAAUGCUGGAAUAAAACUUGAAAGCUAUUUUGAAGAACUUCUAAAGAACCUUUAUCCCGAGAAAAGGUUUCCUAAGGUAGAAUUCAGGAACGAACCAGAAGAUAACAAAUUUAGUGAUGACUCGGACGAUGACUUUGUACAGCCACGGAAGAAACGCCUGAAAAGCUUCGAGGAUCGCCAGUUGCUUAAAUAAGCAAGCUCCACCCCACCCCCGGCACGUGCUUUUCUGGGAUUUUCACUGUUGAGGUUUCAUGACCACAGGUGGUGUUGGUACUCGUGUACAGGACGUGGGUGUCCUUUAUAGCCUGUUUCUUUAACCUCUCACUGGGGGCAGAAGGGGAAAGCGAGAGAAGCUUCAACAACAAAAUAAAAAGACAUUCUUCCCACCUCGUGGAUUUCAAAAAGGCAAUCCGGGGCAAUAGUAUUAUAGGAAAGACUUGGUGUGAACUCUACGUUGAAGUGUUCAUGUGGUUUGGAUGUGUGCGUUAACCAUUUUUAGAAAAGUAAUGAUGGCUGACCAUCUGAGCAAGGGGGCUGUAUGGAAGGGUGGGACUCUGUGAAGUAGAGUGGUUGACACGUUCUAACCCAGGUGCCAUGGCGCCAGGAGAGGGUAGGUAAGAUGCUCUUCAGAAGGCACCUACUAGUAUAUCAUGUAAGACGGCAACUGUAUUAAAAAAAAAAAAAUCGGGAAAACUAAUACUUGGUUUUUGUUUUUCUCUCUUGUGCGUAGGGAUGUCUUUGUAGAGCAGGGUUUCGAGGCUGGUUUUGGUGCAUUUCCAGAGCUAGACUUAGCUUCGUCGGGGAGUCGUGUCUGACUUGGCCUUCAGCAGUGUGGUGGCCCUCCUCCCCCUUGUUCCCGCCAUACUCUCGUGCAGGGCUUGCCCUGAGGCGUCUCAGAGGCGCCCGUUGCUCUCUCACCUGCCUGCACUCUUUGGGGUGAGAAUGUGGGGUCUGGGAGCCAGCCGUGAGGUUUGGUUGGAAGCAUCUGUUCCUUGUGUUUAGGAGUUAGAAUUUCCCAUUGAACUUUCUGGCAGAUGCUGAAAUUUAUUCUCCAGGUACCGACAUGAAGGCCCGCUGCUAGGGUGGCUGCUGGCAGCAUGUCUGGCUGCUGCUCAGUGCUUGUCCCGGAAGGAAGUCGGGGAGUGAGUAGCAGCGUUGGUGUGCCAUUUGCUAAUCAGGGGCGUGAACCAUUUCCGUUUGUCAAGGAGACCCUUUGUAAAGCAUUGAUUGGAGGAGCUGGCAACGUGAGAGUGAUCGGGUGUGAACACAGGUGACCCUUUGUGUCAUUUGGUCUCACAAAUGGGUUGCAGGGGACUAGACUGGCUCUGACCCCAGGGCUGGCAUUCUGGGGUGGCUUCACUGGGGUUUCAGACUGAAAACAAUGUGGAGAAAAGAGAUAACUAGUGAUCAACUCCCGCUUCCUACAUUGACUUUACUCUUGUCUGGUGUGUACUAACGGCUGGUAUCCCUGUCAGUUUUCCAAUAAGCAGGAUAUCUCUCUGAUUCCCUUCCCGAGACCGAGCAGGGCUUCAUUCCUGGAAAAUUUCCAUUAUCUUUUCAUUCCCUUGUUACACCAGCUUUUUGAAGUUCCCGCAUACUUGAACUAACUUUGAUAGCUAUGCACAUCGUUGAUAGACCUCCUGCCGCCGCCGCCGGUGCUGACUCAGCCUCCAUGUAGGAUGGAGCCAGGUUGCUCCAUAGGGUUUCAAGUCUGUCCUCGGCAUGGGCAUGGAAGCACGUGGCCUCGUCUCGAGCAGCUCGUGAGCAGAGCUUCCGGUACUGUGCUGCCAGGGCCCCUUCUAUCACUUCUAGACCUUGACUUUGCCUGUUGUACUCACUCGGCAGCCACGGAGCUUCUGCCAACUGGUCUUGUUAGAGUGCCACUGUCGGGCGUCUUGUUCACCCAGAACUGCCUCCUAGGAGUGGAGUGGACAUUUGAAAAACGAGUCUGCCCCCUGGGUCUGAGCCAGAAUGUCUGCCUGCACCACUGCUGCGUGCUGCGCCACACUGCUCCUCUUGAACAGUAUUCUUGCUGCACGACGCCGUCUCCAUCCCGUCGUCACGUCCUCGUGCUCAUGCCAGGAGAGUGGGAAAGGUCCAGGACUUCUCUCAAUGAGCUGCCUCUUCAUCAGGGGUAUGAGCUUAUUAUUUAAUAGCAGGGUCUGAGCCUGAUCUAAGCUGUCUGUGCUCUAGAAGAAGCAAACCCUCAUGCUGGCCUGAUCUCCAGAGCGUUCCCCCAAAGUGUGCAAUUCAGGCACCCCCACUGCUUACCUCUGAUCAAAAGCUUGUGAGCCCUCUUCCAUUUGGGACUAAGAGUCCUGCCACUGCUGUCAGAGGUGGAUGUGGGAGAUUUGGAGCUGGACUGAGGGACGCUGCAGACAAGGUUGGCAUGGCUCAUGCCGUCACGCCACCUUUUGAAGACUGAACCGAACUUUGUGGAAAUGCUCUCGAGAUCCAGAGCUGG